Messenger RNA from Pisolithus orientalis, 1455 nucleotides. RefSeq lists its product as uncharacterized. The record is from RefSeq and is a predicted model, not a curated record. The transcript is spliced from 5 exons. Gene Ontology annotation, molecular function: ribonuclease III activity. Lineage: Eukaryota; Fungi; Basidiomycota; Agaricomycetes; Boletales; Pisolithaceae. Bases 48 to 1109 code for a protein of 353 amino acids. Gene Ontology annotation, biological process: RNA processing.
GUUCUCUCAAGACUUGCGCAGAAGUAGUUCCGCGCCUCAUUGUCUUGAUGGUACUCACACCCCGACUCCGAAGUCAUAUCGCCGAUCCAUCAACUGUGGAAACCGAUAUGUCUUCAGAGCCCAACGUGAGCUACAUUUCCCGCAAGCGACACCACUCCGUAACCUAUGAUGGCUUUCCGGGGCUCCCACCGCUGCCCAAACUCUCCGGCAUGCCCGUGCUCGCGGUGUUUACGCAUAAAUCACUUCGACUCGCCUGCCACGCGACGUACGACGACAACGAGCGUCUGACUAUCUUAGGACAACAUGUUCUGGACAUGGUCACCACACAUUUGUUGUUCUCCAGGAAACCAAAACUCAAGAAUGAAAACAUCGAGGUCUUGAGACGAACGUUGCUAUCCGACCAGGUCAUCGAUUUUUGGUCGAGGUUAUACCGCUUACGAGAUGAGUUGCGGUACGAUCCUUCCUUCCGAUCCUCGGUGGAUGAGCCUGAGCAUGGACGAACGUUAUUUCUUGCGUAUCUCGCUGCUGCUUUUGAAGAACAUGGACUCCCCGACGUUCAGAAGUGGAUCAGGAUGCUUUUCCAAGUCACCGCUAACGUAAUGGACGAAUUUCCAGCCAUUGAUUUUGGAUAUGAUGCUUCUGAAGAGCAAGCUGGAAAACGAAUGAAAGUCGAAGGAGCUCCACAGGGGCCUUUUAGCUUUUCACCGAAUUUUGCUCCUCUUGGCAAAUCAAGUGUCGACAUCCCAAUGAAAUCCAUAUAUAAUCCUUAUUCUAGUCAACCUGCCCCGCCUUCCAGUGCUCCACCGCCGAUACCGCCGCCGCCGCCGCCUCCUAUACCCUCUAUGCCACCUUUCCCCCCAAAUCCUCUUGCACCUGCCCAACCGAGUCUGGCAUUCUUACCAUUGUUUAACCAAACAGCCGCACAGCGGGGGAUGAGCGUUGAAUAUCCCGCCACGUUUGCUGGUCCUCCCCACGCAGGAAGAUGGCAUGUGAUUUGUAAAGUGAACGGGAUAGAAAAGGGCAAGGGAACUGGGUCUAGUAAGCAGCUUGCGAAAGAGCAAGCUGCUAGAACGGCAUACUUUGCAAUGGGCUGGGCACCCCGAGGUUGACGGCGGGGAUGAGGAUGAGCCUAUGUGUGAGUGUUUAGAUGCCGGGAGGUUCCCAUAUUAGUUCUCUCCGAGUGCUUCGCAGUCUCGUUCUCUCUCACACAGGGAAUGUGACUGCGGAAUACCUGGAAAGCACCACUGUGCGAAAGGAAGGUUUCUGACAUUCACGGAUGAGUCUGUUGAAGCACAGUUACUAGUAGCGGGAGGAUUUCACAGGGAAGGCAUUUUACUAGUAAUUUGCUGUACAGUGUAUAUACAUACGUAGAGUUGCUGUGAACGCAUGAUCCGUGUAUGUAGUCUGCUGACUCAGAUGCGGCUGGGUCGAGGACAUCCGGUAAUUACACUUAUA